Exophiala mesophila is the source of this 1687-nucleotide messenger RNA. RefSeq lists its product as uncharacterized. The record is from RefSeq and is a predicted model, not a curated record. The coding region runs from base 164 to 1444 and encodes 426 amino acids. Lineage: Eukaryota; Fungi; Ascomycota; Eurotiomycetes; Chaetothyriales; Herpotrichiellaceae. The transcript has a single exon. Gene Ontology annotation, molecular function: protein binding.
CCAGGACUCACUUCAUCCCUUGUCACCCUCAAGAUCCUACAACUGUAGUUGAUUCGCCCUUCAUAAAUCUAAAAGCGUUGCGAUCGAUUUGUCUCCUCUCCGUCCCUUGUCCGAACAAACUCCCUUUGACAUCACCUCCACCAGAUAGAUCACUCCAGUCAGGAUGAAACAGAGCAAAAAGUCGGGCAAGGCGCCACCCUCUGCGCAAACCCUGUCCCUAAUCGCCAAGUUCCUUGAGGAUCAUGAUCUGGACGCUACGGGGAAGACUUUUGCCAAAGAGCUCAAGAAGUUGCAACGAUCGGCCGGGCCUCCUACUGCAGACCUCGUGUCUAAGGGAGUCAAACUAGAAGACAUCGUUGAGACAUACAACGACAGCGGAUAUGGUACCCCAGGCAGCCAAGACAACCAGAAAAAGGCCAAAUUGCCUUCUAAAAGAGCUGGGAAGAACAAAACACCCAGUAGCGGCAGCUCUGGCUCAAGCAAUAGCGAUUCAACUACUUCAUCUAGCAGUGAGGACGACUCUUCGUCCGACGAGUCUGAAGCAGAGAUAGCACGCCAAGGAGAGAUGAAGUCGCAGCAAAUCAAGAGGUCGACUCGAGCAUCAUCCUCAUCCUCCUCAUCCUCCUCCUCUAGUUCGUCUUCCUCGUCCGCCUCGGCUUCAUCAAGUGACAGCGACGCUGAUGACGAGGAUGAGGCUUUCCCUGAAGCCAAGCCCAAGGUUGGAUCGACCAAGACCUCGCGCAGCACCAGCUUGUCCUCAAAUGCGGUAAAGAAAAGUCUGAAGCGAAAAGCGGACUCUAGUUCUUCCGAGUUAUCCACCUCUGACUCUGACUCUGACUCUGACUCAUAUGACGAUAAUCACACGGCAAAAAGGAUCAAGAGGGAACAGUCUGCAUCAUCCUCAGACGACUCGUCAUCAAGCGAGGAUACUUCUUCCGCUUCCGAUUCUGCAUCCGCCGCAUCCGUUGCUUCUGGGGACAGCAGCGAAGAAUCAAGCGACAGUGAUGUAUCUUCAGCGGAUGAAGAUAAAGACCAUAUCAUAAAGCCUGCCUCUAACAGUUCAAGUGCCAAUAGUUCUGAUGAUCGCUCUGACUCCUCUGGUACUGUGCAAGGGGACAACGUCAAGGUUGAAGUCACCACGGUUGAGUCCAAGGUCCUCCUAGCCGAUGGUCGCACUGUCCAAACGAAGACCUCAGCCACAGCGACCAGGAAGCACACUGGGGCUAAGCCAACACCUCUGGCAGAGCUAUCGGCGUUAGCAACAGAAGGCAGCCAUAUCAGCAAUGCCUAUCAAAGCUACAACUAUGCCGACAGGGCGUACAAUGAUCUUUCCGUAACGCGAGGAAAAGGUUUCACCAAAGAGAAGAACAAGAAGAAGCGUGGCAGUUACCGAGGCGGCCAGAUCGACAUUAGCGGCGGCAAAGGCUUCAAGUUCGAGGACUGAAGUUUUCUAUUUUUUAUAGCACCCCAUGUUUUCCUUCUGAGCGUUCUUUUUCGCCGUCUGACCAAAGCAUGGAGUUGACGGGUCGGUUUGCGGGAGCAGUGACGAUAUGAUAGAGCUAGAACCGGGAAAUGGCCAGAACGCAGUUCAAAACGCCUGUCGCAGGUCACAAAAAGGACAACACAUACCUUAGACACCGACAUUGGACGAUGUCACAAUAUUUUCGUUCGACGGUAGAUAGGCAGA